Esox lucius (northern pike) is the source of this 3576-nucleotide messenger RNA. Its product is annotated as protein FAM53B-like. The record is from RefSeq and is a predicted model, not a curated record. Gene Ontology annotation, biological process: protein import into nucleus; positive regulation of canonical Wnt signaling pathway. NCBI's taxonomy places the organism in Eukaryota, Metazoa, Chordata, Actinopteri, Esociformes, Esocidae. Bases 631 to 1953 code for a protein of 440 amino acids. Gene Ontology annotation, cellular component: nucleus. The transcript is spliced from 5 exons.
ACAGACUUUUACAGGAACCAUCACAACUGUUUUCAAUACAGAGUGGUACAUUCUGAAAAGUUUGUAAGAAAUGAGCCUAGACUAUACCAACACGGGAUGUGUAAACUGAGGUUGCCUCAUUCAAACUAGAAUAGUCGCGCUGAUAAAAUAAAGAAUAAAAAGACGCAUACAUUGGCGGAUACAGAGCCAUGUGCUCUGUACAUGGAAGCACCGCUACGUCAAAUUUACAUGGGCAAAACCACUAGGGAAUCAAACGUUGCUUUUCCCCUCUGCUCAAGAAAUGGUUUGGCUGAACGAGGAUUUUGUUACAACCUUCUAGCUAAAUGCUGUAUAUUGCAUGUACUUGGUCAGUCACACACUUGCAGUAACGUCUGGUGACAGUAAGUGUUCAUGAGGUUUCGCAUAGCCUACUGUUCAGAUCCUUUGUUGCCGAAAUCGAAGAUGACAUUACUUCGACAGAAGAUCAGCUUGCCAGGGACUGGCUAAAAAGGAAGACAGACUCCCCCACCACCAGAAGACAUAGGCCAAUGGUACUGUAGCUGUUUGUCAGGCAACAAGAUCCUUACUUAAAAUGGCUUUCCGCUGCCAUCUCCCGAACUGGAAUAACCUGGAGCAGAGCUUCACCCUACCAUGGUGAUCAUCUUGACAAAAACACUACAGAAGAAGAACGGUGUCAAUGAUGUAAGGUCUAGGAACACUGAAUCUUUUCUGCCGCGAGAGCUCCACACCAUGAGCAGAGGGACCACCCUCUUCUCCUGCGGGACUGUGGAGGCAGACAGGUGGCUGGAACUGGGCAGAGGCUGUGCCGUUCAGCCAAGCAGUCCAUGCCAGUCUGGCCCCAGCCUGAAGAGCCUGUGGGACAUUUUGCCCAAAGAGUGCCAGCAGAGAAGCAGGAUCUGGGACCAUGAAGUGGGAACUGCCACCGACAUCACCAGUCGAAUCCGAGACCUGAACGUGAGCGAUGCCAAGUUCACAGCCACUCACUCCCUUCCCCUCCUCACUUCCAAAGCGCCCCCUAGCAAGCGUCAGUGCCGCUCACUGUCCUUUUCUGAAGAGUUUGAGGGCUGUCGGUCGUCAUGGAGACGGCAAGGAUCGCGUGUGUGGACGGAGGUGGAGAAGAGGAGGUGCCACAGUGGGGGGAGUGUGCAGCAUUGCUCUCAAGGGGGUGUACUAGGUGGUGGCGUUUGUUCAAGAGAAAUUCCCACAAUACAACGGAGCUCCAGUUUAAGCCUGCCCUCCUGCUCAAACAACCCCACAAAUAGCCCCCUGGAGCUCCCCUGCUUCACGCAGCAUCUACCCCUGUACCACCAGUUUAACGCCUCCCCUCCCCCCCCCUCCCACCAGUGCUACCUCAGGCCCCUCUCCCUGUCCCAUGAGCAGAUCUGCCUGCCAGAGAACCACAGACAGGAGUCUAGCUCGCCAGACUCACCAGAGUUGGGAAGCUGUUCUGGGCGCAGAGCAAGGGGAAAAGGGGGUCUGUCACGAAGUAAGUCCCAACCAUGUGUCCUGAAUGAUAAGAAGAUCGGCAUGAAACGCAGGAGACCAGAGGAUACUCAGGAAUCUCGGCCCUCCUUGGACCUGGCCAAGAUGACUCAGAGACUUCAGACCUUCCACAGCUUGAGCUGCCCUGGUUGCUCUGGUCUGGACACCUGUCAGUCAAACUUGCACCCAUUAUUCUCCAGGAGUUGGAGUCAAACGGAAUCGGACUUCUGUCCGUCUGACUUAGGUACAGAGACUCAUCAGGAAGUUGACGAUGAAGAGGAGGAUUCUUCCUAUGAGGAGCUGGACAGUGACUCUGCAUGUAGCCUGGAUUCCAGAAAUGGGUCACCAUCAGGAGAAGGGGGUGUGAGGAUGGGUGAGGGACACACCAUCUGGAAGGAUGAGUGUGGUAUUGAGAAGGACAUCUACCAGCUGGGGGGAGAGCUGGACAUUGACCAGAUUGAGAGGAACUGAACUCUCAAAUUUGAAAAGGUGUUCAGAUAAUGGAUUGUGUAAUAAUUUUUGAAGGUUGAGGAAUGUUUGUGAAUGUUGCGGAAAGGCAGAGAAUCUUGAACUUCAUAUUGCUGAGGUUGCUUUACAUACAAUGCAUUCCGUAAGUGUUGGGACGGAGACACGUUUUGUUUUUUUGGCUCUGUACUCCAGCACAUUGGAUUUGAAAUGAGACCAUGACUAAGGUUAAAGUGCAGACUGUUAGCAUUCAUUUCAUGAUAACACUAUGUGAAGUGACGACAGCCAUUUUAUAUAUAUACAGUAGCCCCCCAUUUUAGGGGACCAGAAGAAAUGUGGCAUAUUUUGCCAUUGGUUGGAAAUCUUUUAUUUGCUGACUGAAGUCUACGAACAAGGACGGGACAAAGCAUAAGGGACAUAAACGGUCGCUUAGAGGCCCCGACCACUAGCUAGGAGAGAGGGGGCCCCCAAUCAGAUUUUGCUUAGGGCCCCCAAAAGGUUAGAGCCGGCACUGUCUACAACCCAGAGAUAUCACCAGAUGCUGGGUAUUUUCCCCUGGUGAUUGCCUAUACUGCAGCCAUCAUCAGUUUAUUUUUUGUUUCCAUUGGAUUCAGGUCAGAACUCACUUGGCCAGACAAGAACAUUCCACUUUUUGGCCCUCCACCUUAUUUCACAGAUAAGUUGGGAUGUCAGUUCCUUUUUUUCUCCACCCUUUCCUCUUGCCAUAACAUUGAUACAUGUUCAUUUUGUCUCUUCUAUCCACAAUAACUUUUCCAGAACUAUGCAGGCUAUUUUUGGUAUUUCUUUAAGGCUAUACUGUUUGUAAAGCUAACUAGUGUUUUAAAUUGGGUGACCAUGUAUAAAAUAUGCUUUUAUUUCUAAAUGGGUCAUCAGAUAUGGAUGAUAAUAACAGCUGAGAGUCUGCACUUUAACCCCAUCAUUAUUCUAUAAUUUUAAAUCCAAAGUGCUGGAGCAAAGAGACAAAAAGAACAACUUACUGACCAAAACACUCACCAUAUACUGCACUGUAUGAUAGGUGGAUAUUCAGCGGAUUGAAAGGACCUUAGAUGAAACAACACCUUUUUAGAAACGUACGGGGAUUUUUACAAAGGCAGUGGCAGACAUGGGAUGUUGUGUUGCAUGAAACGUCAGUUAAAGACAAAGCCAGGGAAUUGUUGAUAGAAAUGGUUGUUCGUUGACUUUUUGCAUCUCUACUUUGAACUGUCAGGUUCUGCUGGAUGAAUGGUUGUCUUUGGCAAUCGAACAGCGGCGGCUUUCUGUUGGUGCCUUGCAGCGCGAGGAUUUCAGGUGUACCUGCACAUAAAACUGUACUGAACUAACCAUACGGUUUAAGUACUGUAGCAUUAGCAGCCGGAGUAUGUUAUUACUUUUUAUUUUCUCUACCAUGCUGGGGAAUGUGACUGCCUGAGACAGAAGAAUGAAUUAGACCAGAGAAUAACUAUGUUCUUAUAUAAACCUCCACUUGAUUGUUUUCUUCUACUGUACAUAUAGGACGACCAUAUCCUGAUGAAUUCAAGUUGACCCCCCCCCAGCCCCUACUGUGUGACAUUUUAUAUUUUCUAAUAUGCAAAAUGUAUAUUUGAAUAAACACUGAAUUUUAAGUCUUGA